Molecule: messenger RNA, 1828 nt
Organism: Eurytemora carolleeae
Lineage: Eukaryota; Metazoa; Arthropoda; Copepoda; Calanoida; Temoridae
Product: MFS-type transporter SLC18B1
Exons: 15
Coding region: 140-1264 (374 amino acids)
Biological process (GO): transmembrane transport
Molecular function (GO): transmembrane transporter activity
Source: RefSeq, a predicted model, not a curated record
UUGUUAUUUGUAGGCCCCCUUCUACCCACGAGAAGCAGUAAAGAAAGGUUUAGAAGUUUGGCAUUUUGGUUUAGUGUUCGGGGCAUUCGAGAUUACAGUCUGUCUCUUCAGUCUAGUGGUUGGAACAUAUCUUAAUAAAAUGGGAGUCAAGAGAACCUUGAAUUUGGGAAUAGCACUAGUUGGAGUUAUUCUUAUUCUUUAUGGAUGCCUGGGUCUGCUGAACUCUGGGGAGUGGUUUCUCGGACUUUCUCUUAUUCUAAGGAUUUUUGAAGGAUGCGGAAAUGCAGCUUUCUUGACUGCAAGUUUCAGCGCUAUAGCACAAAAAUUUCCAACUAAUGUGGCGUCCAUGUUUGCAUUGAUUGAGCUUUUCUUCGGAAUAGGAGAAAUUGUAGGACCUGUAUUCGGAGGAGCUCUUUACGAAAUCGGAGGUUUCACACUUCCGUUUGCUGUGAUGGGAUCACUUCUGUUUACUUCCUCCAUUUUUAUUUUCUUCUUCCUUCCGGACACUCCCUCCGAGACAUUGGGACCUAAACCCAGUAUGCUCUCAGCCCUCACUAAACCAGCAAUAGUUAUUGCUCUAUUUAAGGUUGGAUCUGCGGCUGCAAGUAUAGGAUUCCUUCAGACAACUCUUGAACCUCAUCUUCAUGAUAUUAAACCUUACGGAGUACCUUUAACUCCAUUCCAGUGUGGAGCUCUGUUUAUGGUGGUCGGAGGAACAUAUGGGUUAAGUUUACCUCUUUGGGGAAUGGUCUGUGAUUCAAAACUAACCAGAGAUUCUCCUAAAUAUGUUGAACUUUUCGGAUCUGUACUCAUUGCUAUGGGAUUUAUGGUGCUAGGUCCCUUCAAGUAUCUUCCUUUCGGGAAAACUUUAGGUUCCAUAAUUGCUGGUAUGAGUAUCCACGGUCUGGGUCUGGGAGCAUCAGUGGUUGGAGGGUUUACAGACGUACACAAAUCAGCGAUAAGAUGUGGAUUCCCAGAUACUAUCGAGACUUACGGGCUAGUUUCUGGUCUUUUUGCUUCAGUUUUCGCCUUUGGAGCUUUUGUAGGUCCAACUGUUGGAGGAAUUCUCUAUGAUGCUAUUACAUUCAGAUGGGCAAUCAUGUUCAUUGUAGGACUAGAGGUUGUGGCAUUCAUCCUGAUUUUCACCUUUCUACUCAUGGACUGUAGGAAUCCUACUCCGGUCUUAGAUAGAAGCAUAUCCACAAUAUCAGAAACAGAUGAGGUAGGAUUGUUUCGCUACUUAGCGAUUUUCCUAAAGACCUAAUGAAAUCUUUAUAAGUACCGUGUGGUAUUUCUCAAGAUAGGAUUGUGAGCCUUCCUCUUCUGACUGCUCUCCAUAAUAAAGGAUAAUAAUAUGGUUCCGAACGUUUAUUUCUCCGAGACUUCAAUCUAAAUAAUUUUUAAUAAACCCACAGAAAAAGCAUCGAGUGAUAAAAUCAUACAAUACAACAAAUAAAUCAACUCAGGCAUUAAAAAACUGUGGAAUGGAACCAAUACAUUUACAAGAUAUCAAACCAUAACCGAACAUAAAUAAAUGAUAUUCAUAUAUAUAUAAAGAAUAAUUACCGCAGUGAUCCUAGAAUUAUUGGCACGAACUUAAUAAUAAACGAACUUGCAAGACAAACAAAUAUAUACUACGGUAGAAACUGUCCGCUUCCACGUGAGAAACUUGCGCAUGCGUAGUCGGUCUGGAAACAGCUUCUAAAACUAGUUUUUUACAAUACGUUCUGUACAGAUCCGCAGGGAGAACUCAGGAGUUCACAGGGGCACCACAUAGACUUUAUACACGCAGCAUGGCUCGCGUAACACUCGCCCAGCCAAGAGAAAA